AACGACUCUCUCGGUCUAAAAACUCGCGAAAUCCACUCUCUCUCUCUAGAUUUCGUUACAUCCAGUCUUUGGCUCCGUUUGUACGAUGUCGUCCACUUUGGACGGUAAAGAGACCCAAAACUCAACCUCUCGGACUGUUAAAGUAGUGGAGAUUAGCGCAGGUAAUAAAAUUUCUAGAGUUACUUGGAAGAUUGAGAAUUUCCCGAGCCUGGACACCAAGGUACAUCGCUCUGAGAUAUUCAUUGUUGGAGGCUGCAAAUGGCAGCUCUUGCUAUAUCCAAAGGGGAAUGAGGUGAAAUAUUUGUCAGUGUAUUUAAAUGUGCCGGAUGCUACUAGUCUGCCUAAUGGGUGGAGACGAAACGCAGAUGUCUGCUUCUGUAUCAUAAACCAGGCUACUCGCAAGGACACGAAAAGAGAAGUUGCAAAACAUGUAUUUGAUGCGCUAGCAAGCAACUGGGGCUUCUCAUCAUUUGUCCCUCUCACUGAUCUUAGCCCAAAAACGGGUUAUAUGAGUAAAGGCACAAUUAUUAUGGAAGUAGAGGUGUCCGUGUGUGAUGUCAUCAAUUAUUCGACUGACAGCGCUAAAAUAGAAACUGUGCCCAACAGUGAGAUCGAGCAGGGGAAAGAGAGCCAAAACUCAACCUCUCAAACUAUUAAAGUAGUGGAGAUUAGCGCAGAUGAUAACACUUCUAGAGUUACUUGGAAGAUUGAGAAUUUCAAAAGCCUGGACACCAAGAAACGCUAUUCUGAUACAUUCAUUGUUGGAGGUUGCAAAUGGCAGCUGCAGAUAUGUCCAGCAGGGGAUAACGUGAGCAAUUUGUCAGUGUAUUUAAAUGUGGCGGAUGCUGCUAGCCUGCCUAAUGGGUGGAGCCGAUAUGCAAAUUUCAUCAUCUGUAUCAUAAACCAGAUUGAUGGCAAGGGCACGAAAAGAAAAGAUUCUCAAAAUGAUAUAUUUGAUGCACAAGCAAUCGGCUGGGGCUUCUCGUCAUUUAUCCCUCUUAGUGAUCUCUGCCCAAAGACAGGGUAUAUGAUUGAAGGCACAAUUAUUAUGGAAGCAGAGGUGUCCGUGCGUGAUGUCAUUAAUUACUCGACAGACAUCACUAAACCGAAAACUAUAUCCAAGAUUGAGAUGGAGCCCCAAGAUAGGGGAAUUGAAUUGGAUGGCAAUAAUGCCAAGAUGGAGGACUUGAAGAAUAAGAUCGAAUCUUAUGAGCAAGAGCUGGCGAUGAAGGAUGAGGAGGCCAAAUAUAAAGAGAUGGUCAUUGCUAAAAAGGAUGGAGAAAUUGCUAAAAAAGAUGGGGAAAUUAAAGAAUUGAGAGCAAGCUUGGAACUCUUGGAAAUGAGGGUGGAAGACAUGAAGGCGGUUGCUGCUGGUUUGCGCUCACAUUCUUAUCUAAGCAAAUUUAUUCCAGAAGGGAAAUCUCCAACUUCAAAAGAAUGUUCAGAAGAACCAAUUAGAAGUAUUGGGAGGGUGCUGAAAUUCCUAAAAGAGUACCAGGAUCCAUUGCGAAUUCUUGCCAGUUUGGUUGUAGUGGGUUCCAUUUUGUUUGCAUGCUUCCUCGCAUGGAAAUGCUCAAGAAUUUUGAUGAAGAAAACAUUUAAUAGUCCAUCUUUAUGUGCAUGGUGAGAUCCAAAGUAUAUAUGUGGAAUUUUAAACGUAUUUAUAUAUUAGCUGUAAUCAAAGUUAUCAUUAUGAAAUGAAUGCAUUUUGU
Molecule: messenger RNA, 1712 nt
Organism: Amborella trichopoda
Lineage: Eukaryota; Viridiplantae; Streptophyta; Magnoliopsida; Amborellales; Amborellaceae
Molecular function (GO): protein binding
Source: RefSeq, a predicted model, not a curated record